GAAAAGGAAGUAAAUUUUGGUUCACAUGGAAUGUUGAAUUAUUAUCAAUAGAUUCUUCAUUAUCAAAUUCUACUCAUUUUGAUCAAAUAAGUAGUUAUAUAUUACCUAAUAUUACAAAACAAAAACGAAUAUUAAUCAUUCAUCCACUUGAAGACGUGAGAAAUGCAAUGUUGAAUUAUCUUAAAGCAAUUGAAAAAGUUGAUGCAUUUAAUACUUUUGAUAAAGGUAUUAGUGCAGCAAAAAAUUGUAGAGAAUUGAAUACUCAAUCUGCUUAUGAUAUAGUAUUUAUUGGACUUUAUGAAAAUAAUGAAGAAGGGGUUAUGAAAGCAACAUUAGAAUUAAGAGGAUUAGAAAUGAACAAUAAUAAUUUAGUAAUAAUCUUUAUAAUAUUUCCAAAUAAUGAAGAAAAUGAAUUAGCAGAAAAAUUAAUUGGAAAAGUUGGUGGAACAGCUACUGUUCUUCAUACUCCAAUUACAUGGAAAAAGUUAACUAAUUUGUUUAUGUAUUUGGAGAACAACAAUAAUAAGAGCCUGCAUGUAAAUGAAAAUAUUUUGAAGAGAGUAGCAAAUCAAGAUAUAUAUGAAGACAUAAUAGAUAAUGAUUCCAAGUUGAGCAAGUGUAUUUUAUGUGUGGAUGAUAAUUCUAUUAGUCUAGAG
Racocetra persica is the source of this 656-nucleotide messenger RNA. Lineage: Eukaryota; Fungi; Glomeromycota; Glomeromycetes; Diversisporales; Gigasporaceae. The record is from the annotation of a GenBank genome assembly.